Molecule: messenger RNA, 867 nt
Organism: Ambispora gerdemannii
Lineage: Eukaryota; Fungi; Glomeromycota; Glomeromycetes; Archaeosporales; Ambisporaceae
Source: the annotation of a GenBank genome assembly
AUGCGCCUCAUCAUACGAAAAGACUAUGAUCAAGUCAGCGAAUAUAUGGCUUCGUACAUCAAGAAACGUAUUCUAGAAUUCAAACCAACUCCAAACCGACCAUUCGUUCUUGGCCUUCCGACAGGCUCAUCGCCAAUUGGCACAUACAAGAAACUGGUGGAGUAUCAUCGAAAGGGCGAGUUAUCGUUUCAGGACGUGAUCACUUUCAAUAUGGAUGAGUAUGUUGGAUUGCCGAGGGACCAUCCAGAAAGUUAUCACUCGUUUAUGUGGAACCAUUUUUUCAAGUACAUUGACAUAAAACCGCAAAAUGCUCAUGUUCUGAAUGGGAAUGCGAGUGAUUUGGAUGCUGAAUGUUUGCAAUUUGAGGAGAAGAUCAAAGCUGUUGGCGGUAUUGAAUUGUUCUUGGGAGGAAUUGGCCCUGACGGUCACAUAGCAUUCAACGAGCCUGGAUCUUCCCUAACAUCAAGAACACGUGUAAAGACACUAGCGUACGACACGAUCAUCGCGAACUCGCGUUUCUUUGAUGGUGAUAUCAGCAAGGUUCCGCGAAUGGCGUUGACUGUCGGUGUUGGAACAGUGAUGGAUGCACAUGAAGUCGCUGUUAUCAUAAGUGGUGCUCAUAAAGCUCUCGCAUUGGCUAAAUGCAUCGAAGAAGCUUUGAUUGUGUGCGACGAAGAUGCCACGCUUGAACUCCACGUGAAAACAGUGAGAUAUUUCACAAAUAUCGAGAAGGUGCAAGCCGAGUUGAUUGGAUUGGAGAAUGUUGGAUUGCAAGGCGGAAUCAAAAAAUACUCUACUCCCGUUCCGUCUCCUGUUCGUGAUCAGUUCUACGGGGUCCCUUUCAAAACCCCUUUCAAAAAAGAAUGA